CGGCUUGCUCACAAACCUUGUUGCAGCUGUCAAACCUUCGCUGUCAUCCAAAAUAACGUUGAAACUCCGGUUCCCACCAUCCUCCCACUCACAUCAAUGGCUUCUUGACGAAAGAGGAUAUUCCUGCGAAAUGACGCUCCGGCUGUCAGCAACCUAAUCCCAGAACCAAAGGCGACGUCGAUCUUCUUAGGCCCCAGAUCAAGGGCAAGAACCUCCUGAGAUAAGACAAACUGCCGUAUACGGACACCUUCUCCCAAUUAACUCAAUUAACUCUCAAUGGUAAGAAGGCUAUCAAUCCUCUCCUCUUGCGGCAGACGAUGUCCUGGACUUGCCUCUUGCGUCGACAUUUCCACCUCAGAGCUUCUUGGAUUCAUGGAGGACCUUGAAUCCUCUUUGUGGGCCAUCGAGGACUUUAGCUUCUCCUAAGAGCCCCCUGGUCUCACUCUGCCGAUCUUCGACAGCCGUGCCCAUGGCAGCUACUAUAUAUGCUGCGGGUCCCUUCUUCAAUUAAAUCCCCACCCUUCAUCUUCUAUAAUCUUCGCCAAUCAGCAACAAGAGCCAGCCUCAACUCCCUUCACCUAGCCACCACCUUCCCUCUACGCCGGACGUAGCAACCCUCACACCCAUCCACCUCAAUAGUCUUCAGACCGCCCAGUCUUUUCACUUUCACCCCACCUUUUAUUUUUGUUCGAGAUGUCGUCCGAAACUGACGUUAUCAUUAUCCCUACCUUCCCUCCUUCUCCUCCCACUACCUCCUCUCGACAGAUGUCUACUUCUCCCGAGUGGUUCACCACCCCGGUCAAGGCCGCCUACAAGCCUUCUCCACUCUCCAUCUCCAUCCCCCUCAACAACUUUGCCUCUUACGGUCCUCGAGCUGCUCGUCGCUCCAGCUCUGACGACGAGACUCUGUCCGAGGUCCCCAGCACUCCUCCUCUCUCCCCCGCCAGCACCAUCGGCUCCUUCGACAUGUGCCGCAAGGACUCCAACAUGUCUUCCUGCUCCAGCGGCUCUGACGGUGACUGCGACGAGGUCCUCGUCACCCCUGCCCCUCGACCUUCCACCCCUCGACGCACCUCUGGUUACUUUGACCUCGAGGCUCCUUCUCGCAAGAGCAAGAAGACCCAGCGCAAGCUCCCCGGUGUGCCCGUCACUGGUUUGAUCGAGCCCAUGUGGCGCAUGGAGGAGCAGAUGGCCAAGAAGAAGACUUCUCCCCCCGCCACUGCGAAGCUUUUGGAACCUUUCAAGAUGACCCUUCCCACUCAGGCUGGGCCCGAACCCAAGUACACUCUUGAUGAGCACUCUUUCGUCCUGGCCCACGUCCCCGCCAAGUCUGUCUCCCUCUCCGCCUUCAGGCCCCGCAUGAUCCGAGUGCCCAGGUGGCAGCGACCCAUCGUCAUCGUCGUCAUGUCUGUCCUCCUCUUCGGUACUCUCUGCAUGGUGUCCUUCUUCCAGCAGUCUAUCGUCAGCGCUGAGCGCGCGAUCGCCAUCAAGCAGGGCGAGUGGCUCGCCAAGAACGCCGCCAUGGCUCAGGCCGAGUCUGACCUCAUGGUCGAGUCUGAACCUGGCUACAAGUCCGCCUCCCCCAAGCACCACUCCCUCAAGGUCCAGGCCAAGCUCGCCAAGCGCGCUGCUGCCGGCCAGUCCCCCAUGCGCGUCUCUCUCGAGAUGACCAAGGCUGAGGAGCUCGCGGCUCUGAUGAACUUUAUCGUCGGCACCACCGCCAACACCCUCCCCGAGAUCGACCUGGAAGACUCCACCUCUCUCGAGGGCUUCCUCCCCUUCAACCCCCGAUCUCCUAACGCCAAAGCCGAACUUGCCGAACUCGUCCGCUCCCAGUGGGAAGACUACCCCAUCAUGGUCCUCGGCAACAUGCGAGACCCCAAGAUGCGCGAGGCUCGAGCUCUUUUCAAAAAGUACAACGUCAAGCCCUCCCCCUUCUACGUCGACAUUGACCAACGCACCGACUCUUCCGUCCUCUCUUCUACUCUUGAGCACGUUCUCGGCAAGCAGGAGGGCCCUUACGUUCUCCUUGCUGGCAAGAACAUCGGUACCACCACCAAGCUCGUCGAACACGAGAAGAAGGAGACUCUUAUCGAGACUAUUGCCAAGACUGGUGCUAGCAUCGCAAAGAGGCUCAAGAGGAACAAGCACCAGAGGGAGGAGGAGCGAAGGGAGAACGAGAGGGUCCUCGGUCCCAAGCCCGUUCUCAUGGCUUAGGUUGUGUAAUGUCGUUUUUCUCUGGUUGGGAUCUUCACUGGGACUUUUCCCGACUUGUAUUUUCUAGACUUCUGUAUUGGGUCAUGGCACAGCUGCCUUUUUCUUUCUCAUCCGGCCACUUGGGGUCUUCGCUAUAAUAGAUGCUGAUAUGCACACUCUACUUCACUCUUUA
This is a messenger RNA of Cryptococcus amylolentus CBS 6039, 2389 nucleotides long. RefSeq lists its product as hypothetical. The record is from RefSeq and is a predicted model, not a curated record. Lineage: Eukaryota; Fungi; Basidiomycota; Tremellomycetes; Tremellales; Cryptococcaceae. Bases 694 to 2217 code for a protein of 507 amino acids. The transcript has 4 exons.